Messenger RNA from Haliotis rufescens (red abalone), 2085 nucleotides. RefSeq names its product ankyrin repeat domain-containing protein 1-like. The transcript has 3 exons. The coding region runs from base 44 to 484 and encodes 146 amino acids. Gene Ontology annotation, molecular function: protein binding. NCBI's taxonomy places the organism in Eukaryota, Metazoa, Mollusca, Gastropoda, Lepetellida, Haliotidae. The record is from RefSeq and is a predicted model, not a curated record.
CAUACACUUAAACACUGAGAAAAGGUAAUUUCUAGUCAGAAAGAUGGCAAGGAAUCUGAAGAAGGGAAUCUUCUCUGAACUAUCAACGAAUGUAAAACCUAAAGACUCCGCUCUCCGUGAAGCCUGCAUGGCGGGGAACCUGGCAGUUGUAAAGCGGAUAGUAACAGCAGGUGGGGCGGACCUCAACUCUAGGGACCGAUUCGGAAUUACACCGGUGCAGGCAGCAGCAUGGUAUAGACAUAAAGACGUAGUGGAGUUCCUUGUGAGUAAAGGAGCUGAUGUGUCUCUGGUGGACGGUGCCGGUAACAACAUCCUCCACUAUGCCUGUUGGGGAGGAGAUGAGGAGACGGUGAAGUUUGUUCUCUCACAGAAUUUCGCGGACAUUAACGCCAAGAACAAGUCGGGGGAGACGGCAACCGACAGGGCGAGAUCCUGGAGAAUUUAUGAAGUGGUUGAUCUCAUGGUGUCCAGUGGCGCUCAAUGAAGUGAAUGUAGGAUGUGUGCAGAAAGCGUAUUGUGUUUGAGAGACAUAUUGUGAGACACUUUGUCGUUUGUUUAUUUGAAACUUUCCAUGAUCAGGUAAACGGACCAUUGUAACUGACCUUUUGAAUGGCGUACCGGGACGACAUCGCUCGAGAUCAUGUUCUACCCUUUGUGCAAAUGCAGCGCCGUAACGUCACGUUGCAGCAGCAUAAUGCCCGCCGACACGUUAUACGUGUAGUAACAAGUCUUUUUAGGCGGCAUAACAUUGUGGUCGGCUAUUUCUCCAGACCUCUCCCCCAUAGAACAUGUUUGGGAUGAGAUAGACAGGACAGAACUAGCCGGUAAGGCUAGCUCAGUUGGGCCAAUCUUUGUUUGACAUUUGGCAAAAAAUCUCCCACGAACUUACGAACUAAUGGGACAAGCAAAACGGCCAGACAUGCUGGUUUCUGUUUCUACAUUUGUACCACAAUCAGUCAUUGUUGAAAUGUAACCAGCAGUGACCACGUAAAGCAACGAAAAAUGACAAAACCCUUUCCACAAUCAAGAGGCAUCUGUAAGUACGAUUCCGACUACAGCUUAAGCAUCUUCUUAUCAAUGACUAUCAAUCAGUGAUGAUAUCACGUUAUCGCGAAACUUUGAGCGUAUCAUGCGCCAUAAGUGGCACCCAUCACAGAUACAUGCAAAGGCAAGUCAUUUGUUCACCUGAAAAAACACAUGUGGUACAGCUCAGAACAGGGAACUGGAUCAGGCAUCAUUUUUGUCACUGAUGUGUCAUGUUUGGAAAUGUCCUCCACAUGUCCACCAUAACAUUCUGGAAAGCUUUACUUAGGCCUUGUGUGUAGAAACCCGGAUCAAACAUCUUUCCAACAAGAGUCCUAUGCCGAUCUUUGACAUAUUUAGUAGAAAGAGCAUGUUCAAAGAGAUCUAAAUAUGAAACGGAUGAUGCCUCCACGCCGUCGCUACAUGCACUGGUUGUCUCCCCUGUGGUGUAACACAUCCUCCACGCCGUCACUACAUGCACUAGUUGUCUCCCCUGUAGUGUAACACAUCCUCCACGCCGUCACUACAUGCACUGGUUGUCUCCCCUGUAGUGUAACACAUCCUCCAUGCCGUCGCCACAUGCACUGGUUGUCUCCCCUGUGGUGUACCACAUCCUCCUUACCGCCGCUACAUGCACUGGUUGUCUCCCCUGUAGUGUCACACAUCCUCCACGCAGUUACCUCUCUCAGUGUGUGUGGAUAAUACACUCAUAUAAUGAAAUCAAUUUGACUCGGUCACAAUGUUAAACAUCUAUACUUUUAUAGAAUAUGUGUUUAAGGUAUGUACACCUGCUUGUCCUGUCAUAUGACAUAAGGUUCGCUUUUUGUUUAAAGAGCUGAUCAUGAUCACACACUGCGUAAAGCGAAUAUAAAGCCACUUACAUUUUUAUACACAUCCGGCAGCUACCUCUAUCAGUCUGUUUGGAAGUCUUUAUAAUAUCUCCUGUGAGGUGGUCUGUGAACAUUCUUUCAUUUUAUGCUUAGAAUCCUUGGGUCACAUUGACGAAAAAAUCUUCAAACACUAGAGCCAAGCCAUGGUUGACGAAAAGCUGUUUAUUUUACA